GUUAAUGGGUAGAGGAAACGAAUAAAUGCUAAUAAGCGGUAAAAGGGCUCAAAAACCUAGCGCACAGCUAGUAUCUGAGCAACACCUUUGAGCACUAUUUUGCCCCAAUAACGAUACGUUAUUGGGACAAAGGCACAAGCACUAGACACGAAUUCCAGAAUCGUGCCCUUAGGCGACAAUGAGAGUAUCAACGACUGGCCGGGUGGAUGCGCAGAAAUUCUGCCCUCGCGCCGCGACGAAAGGUUGCACAGUGCCAUUCCGUCAAGGAGGUCUCGCUUUCAGGUUGAAUACCUGUUCAAUUGCCCCAUCGCGAAAGCCUAUGUGCAGCUGUGCAGUCAAGACCGAGGUUGUGGCUACGGCGAACUCACCGGUCGUUGUUAUGAAGGUGCCAUACCGCGUACAAUAUGGGGAAGUCAUUCGGGUUGUUGGGUCUAGUCCUCUUCUAGGGGAAUGGUCAGCCGACCAGGGCUUGCAGCUGACAUGGACUGAUGGAGACGUGUGGACUGCUGAGGUGCCUAUCGGCGCAGGGAGCUACGAGUUCAAGUGUGUUGUCUGCAACGCGGAAUCAAACACCAUUAUCCGAUGGGAGGACGGCGGCAACCGCAUCCUCUGCGUCCCUGACCAGUCGGGCGUCCUCGACGUGAGCUGCACGUGGGGUUCCACAGGCGCCAUGUCACCCGUGUUCACACCGGCCGCUGAACAGGACAGCGCAGCCGCUGCAGUGCCACCGGCGUCCGCUUCAACACCCGCGUCUGCCGCAGUAGUCGCGUCGUCAGCGCAGCAGCAGAUGGAGCAGCAUCAGUUCGUGGAGGUAGUGCAAGUGGCAGAGGCCCAAUCGCCAUCCGCCCUGGCGACGGAGGAGGAGGCUGGCGUGGUGGAGCAGCCUGUGGGGCAGGUGCGACACAACUGGGGAGGGUGCGACACAGCCGAAAACUGUGGCCAAACUGGGGCAAUGCCGACCUCCACGCCAGCUCCAACCUCCCAUGCAACGGACGCCCCAGCAGCAACCGUCACCGCCAUGCCAUACCUCAGCACGGCCGCACUGGCAGGUAUGUCCAGCACAGCUACCCUGGACGCUUACUCUUCCUCGGAUGCCGCCGCAAUCACCACCGCCGGCAGCAGCCCCAGCACCACGAACAGCAGCAGCAGCGGCGGCGGAGCAGCAGCUGCAGUUGCGUUCCUUGUUGCGACCUGCGCUGCUGGCGUGGUGGCUGCAGCGGUACUGGCGCCGAGCGGUGUCGGGGGCAUGGACGCAUCCGCACUCAGCAGCCGGGCUAGUGCGGUGCUGAACUCCACAAUGACGCAAACAACAAGGGUUCGGACGCAGGUGCAAUCGCAGCUGCAAUUGCAGCUCUCAGCGCUGGCUGGCAAUGUGUCGGCCGUACAAGCCCAGGUAGCUGCCGUACAGCCUGCCGUACAAUCGCACGUUCAGUCGCUGCGCUCGCAGCUGUCGACGUUGGUGGCUGGUAACGUCUCAACGGUGCAGACCCAGAUGGCUGCCGUACAGCCUGCCGUACGAUCGCAGGUCCAGUCGCUACAAUCGCAGCUGUCAACACUGGUAGCUAGUAACGUCUCAGCGGUGCAGACCCAGAUGGCGGCCGUGCAACCUGCCGUGCUGGCGCAGGUAACCACCAUGCAGGGCACGCUACAGCCGUUAGUACGAGAGGGUGUGUCGUACAUGCAUGACGUGCAGGACCAGGCGGCGGCGCUUCAGGCCAGGGCGGUGGCGCUGGUGGCGGAAAGCAGUGCUGCGUUCCGACGGGGCUGAGUUAGGAGAUGAAAGGCUGGAAGCGGAAGUUGGGGCUGUACGAUACUUGUGCGUGGAUGUUGCUCUUGGCGGCGCUGCAUGCUGCGAUGCUGAGAGCGCGGAGGAAACUAGGUGCUCUGGUUAUGCCCGGCUUGGAGCAGCUUGUGUUGAGCCUAACUGGGCGACAGGGACCGUGUGAUGUAUGCGGUUCUAGCGGUGGGAAUGUAUGAUGUUGACAUGCGCUGCAAGGGAUGCAUGAGGCCAUGAGUGAGCAAGCGGGGUAACUGCGGAGCUGAGUGUUACUGAGCUUUAUGUUUAUAAGGGGAUUGUAAUAUACGGGGCCCUGAUGGUAGGCUUGUGGGAUCAUGUGCUUGAUGCAUGGGGCGCAUCGGCAUGGUAGUUAUGUGGAUUAUGAGAUGUUGACUGCUAAGUCAAGAGUUACGAGUGAGGCAGAAGCAGUAGCUGUUGCCAUAACACGUGAUUAUGGUGUUUGCAUAAUAAGCAUGACAGGAAUUAUGUUUACUGUGUCUGUUUGCGGUUUGGUGAAGUACGCCAGGUUUUUCUUUUGACGUCUUGCAUGUCAAGCCUUUCAGUUGUAUGCCUUAAGAACGUUGCCAGGUGUUUUCCGAAAGCAGAGGUGGCCGACUGCACCCUCCCUUCACUUCGUUCCAUGGGGAUGUACAUAAGUGCCCUUGGCCCCCCUGGCUGGUACGGACACACUGAACGCGCGUACAGACUGAAACUGUAACAUAAGUGCGGUAAAAA
Molecule: messenger RNA, 2512 nt
Organism: Astrephomene gubernaculifera
Lineage: Eukaryota; Viridiplantae; Chlorophyta; Chlorophyceae; Chlamydomonadales; Astrephomenaceae
Source: the annotation of a GenBank genome assembly